Sinocyclocheilus anshuiensis is the source of this 2768-nucleotide messenger RNA. Its product is annotated as synembryn-B. The transcript is spliced from 10 exons. Lineage: Eukaryota; Metazoa; Chordata; Actinopteri; Cypriniformes; Cyprinidae. The record is from RefSeq and is a predicted model, not a curated record. Gene Ontology annotation, cellular component: cytoplasm; plasma membrane. Gene Ontology annotation, biological process: G protein-coupled receptor signaling pathway. The coding region runs from base 168 to 1673 and encodes 501 amino acids. Gene Ontology annotation, molecular function: guanyl-nucleotide exchange factor activity; G-protein alpha-subunit binding.
CCCGAGGGACUCUUGUAAAAGCGUGUUGUCGAGAAACGUGACGUUUGACGGGUUAAAGUUGAACAGAUGAGAGAAACAGGAGGUGUGUGUACCUCUCAUCCUUACUGUUGUUGUAAGAAGAAGGGCUGCCAGUGUUUGUUAGUGGACGGCAAAAGCAACAUUCAGAGAUGAGUCUGACUGCUAUUCUGUCAGUGAUCGACGGUGGAGAUGACAAGGGAGCUGAAAAGCUUUUGCAGAAGUAUAACAUAGAGAACAGCCACACGUUUGCCUUUGACCACAAAGAGGAGGAUGCACGAAUUAAAUUGUGUCAGGGUCUACUUACAGUCCUCCGUCGUUCAGAUCAUCCACUUUGCCAAAGCACCUGCCUGGAGACCCUGCGCAUCCUGUCCAGAGACAAGCGUGUACUUGGACCCGUAGCCACCAAAGAGGGCAUCCUCACUCUAGCAGGACUGGCCCGGAUCCAUGUGGCGGGACACAACGGAGAGCCACUAGAGGAGGCACAGUCGACAGGGGAGGAGAGGGUUGUAGUGGAGGCCCUCAAGUGCCUGUGCAAUGUAGUGUUUAACAGUGUACCGGCACAGCAGGUGGGCGCUGAUGUGAAGUUGGCAGAGGGCCUGUGUGCCCGCUUGCAUUUGGUCAGCUCGUCCCAUCAUGAGGUGGGCCUGUUCUCCCUCCGGCUGCUGUUUCUGCUUUCCGCCCUGCGGACGGAUGUGAGUGGCAUGCUUCAGAAGGAGGCGGGUGCAGUGAGGCUGCUCACCGACAUACUGGAACGCACCCUUGACGUCCUUUGGGUGGGGCCGUAUGAGGCCACGCCCCCUAAACCAGAAGCCCUGCCCAUUUCUUUAGAAAACAAUGAGCUUGCCAUGGAAGCCCUUAAAGCUCUGUUUAACAUCACUAUGUCUGAUUCCAGCGAUGAGGACAAUGACCACCAGCUUCGGCUGAUUGCAGGCAUCAUGAGACAUCUCCUAAUGCUCAAGACGCACACUGAAGAUAAAACAGAGGAGGCUCACAGUCAUACCAUAAAUCUCCUGAGUAACCUUCCCGUGCGAUGCCUGGAUGUUCUGAUAGACAUCCCUGUCCAAGGUGGGAUGGAAGCGUAUGGUGGGAAGAACAUGGACGUAGUGCAGAUACUUCUAGAUUUUAUGGAAAAGAGGAUAGACAAGGGGACCAACUAUAAAGAAGGCUUGACACCUGUGCUGAGUCUGAUGACAGAGAGCUCUAGAUACCACAGGGAGAUCCGCAGAUACCUCAAGACCCAGGUGCUGCCUCCCCUGAAGGAUGUGAAGGAAAGGCCGGAAAUCGGCUGCACAGUUCGAAACAAACUGGUGCGUCUCAUGACGCAUAUAGAUAUGGCAGUGAAACAGGGGGCCGCUGAGUUUCUCUUUGUGCUCUGCAAGGAGAGCGUGGAUAAUCUGUUGAAGUACACUGGUUAUGGUAAUGCUGCGGGACUGUUGAUGGCACGAGGGUUGCUGGCCGGAGGCAGAGGAGAGACACAGUACUCAUCUGAUGAAGACUCUGACACUGAGGAGUACAAAUCAGCCAAACCAUUUAUUAACCCCAUCACAGGUCACAUAGAGCACCCAAUGCCAAACCCUAUGGAUGAGAUGACAGAGGAGCAGAAGGAAUAUGAAGCUCAGAAGCUUGUCAGUAUGAUUGAUGAAUUAUCAAGAUGACACCGUCCUCUAGAAGCAUUGUGCUUGUUUUCUCAUCACCCUCCUUGGAGACUCGAUAUGUGCGGGGCCGCAUUCAUGUUGACCUUUUCCUAAACAACCGGUGGAGUAAACUAGCGAGAGGUGUAGCGCCGUUGCUCCAUCCACGCUCCUUACCAACCGCUUCAUUAAAACAAGAAUCCUCUACCGUCGUCCUCUGCCUCAUUUAAAGCUGGCCUUCCGCAUUCAACAGGAGUCAAUGCACACCGACCGGCCACCGCAGCCUCGCUGCAUUAAUUACCAGCUAAUUGGCACACACAGUGGGAUCGUGGGCUCAGGCUCUUUUGUACAAUACACUGAGGUUUUAUAAUACAUAUACGUGGUUCUCUUUCAUACGCUGCCGUUUUAUUCAGCCGGGGUGCCAGACAUUGUCCUCGGACAUGAAGUGGUUUGAGACACUGGCUCAAUUAUGGGUGUGCCUAUGUACGUUAGCUGCCGGGUGAUGUUUAAUAAGUUUGCAAACACAAGAGGACGCACCAUUGUCCAUCCAUAGGGUGUUUGAGUCGUAAUGAGCAGCGUGUGCCCAAGAGAGGCAGAUUCCUGUCUUUGAGAAUAGAUCCUCGUUCCUUCUGUCUUCCUCCUAUUCUUUUUAUCAGGAUUGAAGGAGGUGUUGUGUGGAAGAGGGAGGGCACUGGUGCUUCCCGCUACGGCUGCUGGGGAGAUGCAACAUGUCCAUGGAGGAAUGUCCCUCCCUAUGUGUGCUGCUUGACUUGCUGUCCAAUUAGUACUGACUCUCUACCCCAUACACACACACACACACACACAUAAAACCCUACGUAAACUCACAAUUGCUCAGGUUGCUUAUCAGUGCAUGUGCAUUUGAUUAGAUAAGAGAUUGUCUUGGAUUCUGGUUUGUGUUUUCAAGGGACGCAGAGGAAACGUCUUUGUUUCCUUCUUGUCAACUUAAUAUCUUGUUUACACUCGUCAUGACGUGCGUUUGACGUCAAGGGGUUCUUAUGUGGACAGUAAUGCAGUCCAUGCCUGAAAAUCGGGGAUAAGAUAGUUGGAAAUUAGGGAUGUAACAGUACACAAAAAUUACAGUAUGGUACGUACCAUUGU